Planococcus citri (citrus mealybug) is the source of this 1672-nucleotide messenger RNA. RefSeq names its product cathepsin B-like. Gene Ontology annotation, molecular function: cysteine-type endopeptidase activity. The record is from RefSeq and is a predicted model, not a curated record. Gene Ontology annotation, cellular component: lysosome. The transcript has 7 exons. Gene Ontology annotation, biological process: regulation of catalytic activity. Bases 462 to 1493 code for a protein of 343 amino acids. NCBI's taxonomy places the organism in Eukaryota, Metazoa, Arthropoda, Insecta, Hemiptera, Pseudococcidae.
UGAGCUUUUCAGCUUCAACAGUUCGAAUUUCGAGGAAAUUUUGAUUUUUGAAAGCUUUCGAAAGAAUUUUAGAUCUGUUUUGAAAUUGAUUUUUAAUUCAUAUUCUGAUUCUGAUGACUAAUAAAUUAAAUCAAAGUAAAUCUGAAUUCCCUAAUUCCGAACGCAAGCUAAAUGAUCAAUGUCCAUCAUAAUUUUGAAGAUAAUCUUCAUUUCCUUCGAUAUCAACUUUUUAUUCUCAGAAGCUUCAUGAAGCAAUUUAAAUAUUCAAUCAUUUCGAAGAAUCAGCUUGACCAAGUUCAGAAUAAAACAUGAAAAAAUUAAUCAGCUGUUCAUCAGUCAUCCCAAUCGAGAGAAAGUACGCUCAUCGUCUCAUAAUCAACGUAUUCGCGUUCAUUACAUGUUUGGAACUUGAAAGGUUGAACUUGUAUGAACAGUCAAGUCGUCAUAUUCAUUAAUGACGGAUGUGUUUCAACAUUAUGUUCAUUUUUUUCGUAUUAUUAUUGAACAAAGUCGAACUAUUCGAGUCUAAACAUAACGUAGAACGUUUUAUUAAUCCUUUAAGUGAUGCAUUUAUCAACUCAAUUAAUUCUUUGAACACGACGUGGAAAGCUGGUCGCAAUUUUCACCCACUCGUUGAUCUCGAAUUCCUCAAGUCAUUGGGAAACGCUUACGAUGCAGAACUUGAAAAGUCCAUCGAAUCUACGAUCGUUUCUAAUAGAUCGGUAAAUCUACCUGAUGAAUUCGAUUCCCGAAUACGUUGGCCUAAAUGUCCCACAAUUAGAGAGAUACGAGAUCAAGGAUCAUGCGGAUCAUGUUGGGUGUUUGCUGCUGUUGAAGCUAUGUCGGAUCGAGUGUGUGUACACUCGGAUCAGAAAACCCAUUUUCAUUUCUCUGCCGAAAAUUUAUUAACUUGUUGCCAAACCUGUGGUAAUGGGUGUCACGGAGGGAGCCAUAAAUUAGCUUGGAAGUACUGGGUAGAUAAUGGUAUCGUUAGCGGAGGAUCGUAUAAUUCACACGAGGGUUGCCAACCGUAUUAUUUUCCUCCUUGCGAACACCAUGAAAUUGGUCCUAGAGCAAACUGUACGAAAUAUGGCCCUACACCAAAAUGUGUUCAAUCUUGUCAAUCAAAUUAUCACGUAGCGUAUAAGAAAGAUUUACGUUUCGGUAGAGAAUGGUAUUCUGUGGCCAGUGACGAAGAAGCAAUCAAAACUGAAAUAUUCAACAAUGGUCCAGUCGAAGCUUCGUUUUCAGCCUACGAAGACUUUUACGUUUAUAAAUCUGGAGUAUAUCAACACGUGAAAGGAAAUUUUGUAUGCGGUCACGCAGUCAAACUCAUAGGCUGGGGAACCGAUCACUCGACUAAUACUCCAUAUUGGCUGGUGGCGAACUCUUUCAACUCGGAUUGGGGAGAUCACGGAUAUUUUAAAAUAAAACGAGGAGUAAACGAGUGUCAAAUCGAGAAUGAUGUAACCGCUGGACUCCCCUUAUUAUGACAUCAUUCGUGAUUAAAUAAUAAAUCUCGUUGCUCAAAUUGGUAUUCUCUGGCCAAGUUUUUAGAAGGCCGGAAAUUGUUUCAAAAAUUACUCAGUGAUAUAAAAAUCAUAUACGUAAAAUGUAACACGUUCCUAAAUAGUAUAAAAUAUUGUGAUGAAUAAAAUACUAAUGUUGCUCA